GCAACUUCCUCUAUGAAUUUUACACACAACGCAUGGAACACACAUAAAAGAGAAAUCGCUGGAUCCAAGGGAUCCAUCGAUCUGAAUCGAGGAAGAGGGAUUCACGAAGAUGUUGGGAGCCAUCGCCAUUCCUUAGAGAAUGUAGUACGAGAACAGUUUGCUGAUCCUCAGGAAUCGAGAGACCAGAAGAAAUAUGACAAGGCAAGAAAUCUUGCGACAUAUUUGGGGAAAAUACGGGAACAGUACCGGAUGGAUUUCAAAUCAGAUGAGGAUAAGAUCAGACAGAGGGCAGUAGCCCUAUACUUUAUUGACAUUCUUGGUAUUAGGGUUGGUAACCGGAAAAAGGAAGGGAAUACAUCAGAGACGGCUGGUUGUUGUUCUCUGAGAAAGAAACACCUAAAACUCUAUAAAGAGAACAACAACCACGUGGUAGAGUUUGACUUCCUUGGUAAGGGCUCCAUCCGAUACUAUAACCAAAUUUCGGUAGAAAAGAUUGUCUACUCGAAUCUGCAGCGUUUCCUGAAGAACAAGUCUGAUGAAGGAUAUGUAUUUGACCGUCUCAGUACCACUCAUUUGAAUACAUACCUGAAGACGUUUAUGGAUGGACUGACAGCCAAAGUUUUUCGCACGUACCAUGCUUGUCGGAUAAUGCAACAAGAGCUCGACAAAUUUACUCGUGCAAAAAAGCACGAGUCCUACAAAAUAUGGUACUGCAAGAAAUCAAUCAAGUUGGUCGCCAUAUUUUUAAAUCAUCAGCGAGCAGUCGCCGAAAAGGGAGGUAACAAGAAAUUCGAAACUUCUUUGACAAGCGCCAAAUUGUACUAUAUUGAUCCAAGAAUUGUGGUUGCAUGGUGUACCAAAUGGUGUGUGCCCAUAGAAAACAUCUACAGCACUUCUCAGCGAGAAAAGCUGUUAUGGGCAAUGACAGCGGAUGCGGAUUUUAAAUUCUAGAGCAUGCAAUAUAAGCUGUAUUUCCACUAGAAUUUGAUUGAAAUUGCAUGUUUUAAUGUCAAACGUACCAUACCUUUUGAACCUAUUUUCACAAAAAACUAUUGAGAUGCCAUAGAUAAAGCAAAACUUGAAUGUAAUUUUAUUAUCCUCCUUUUAUCAAAGAAUUAGUUUGGCAUAUUUUUCUAAAAAAAAAAUUCUGACUGCAUCUAUUUUUUUAAUCCAAAUCCAGAAUAUUGAAGUUCUUGUAGCAAACUUAAAUCUUAUCAAAUACAGCUUAUAUUGCUUAAAGGUUGAUGUUUACUCUGAAUGUAGCCUUUAAAUGUAUUUUACAUAGUAUAAAAUUUUUUGAAAAUAAGCACAAU
Molecule: messenger RNA, 1313 nt
Organism: Magallana angulata
Lineage: Eukaryota; Metazoa; Mollusca; Bivalvia; Ostreida; Ostreidae
Product: DNA topoisomerase 1-like
Exons: 8
Coding region: 13-951 (312 amino acids)
Biological process (GO): DNA topological change; chromosome segregation; DNA replication
Cellular component (GO): nucleolus; chromosome
Molecular function (GO): DNA topoisomerase type I (single strand cut, ATP-independent) activity; DNA binding
Source: RefSeq, a predicted model, not a curated record